AUUGAAGUCAAUUUUCCCAUAGUUGCAGUCGUCUCUGUUGCUUCUCCACCUAAUGUGAACACGGUCGAACCACAAAAACGUCGCCAGGCGCUAAUGAGUUUGUCCACACGGAAAUUUCCGGGCCGUUGGGGUAAAGUUGUCAAACAAAAUUUCAAACUGCAGCACUUGGUCGUCUUCACUAGCAAGUCUAUCCGGAAUGUGUAUAGAAACUAGCUAACUGAAAGCUCUACGCUUCUCAAACGCAAUCAAUGCAGAGUGGCAGAGAUGAUUAUAUAGCAGAGAAACUUCCUUCAAGAAACGCGUGGGAUCAAGUUGAAUUGUGGCUCAUGGGAAGUUGGGAACGUUAACGUUAUACCUAAACCAUCGGAUAUCGACAAAACUUACAGAUCAUGGACGAUAUAGCCCAUCCUCCAGUCCGUCUACAAGCCACCUCAUCAAUCCCAAUCUCCUCCAGACAGGCUCUCACUCGCAUCAAUAAUUUUCUCGACGAUUUUCAAGCUCGUAGUACACCCUCCAAGGGUAGUGAUACCUCAAUCACUGCCCAACUUCAGAAGCUGAGUAAAGCGCUUGAGCAGGAGUGCAUCCGACAAUCAAAAUGAUCAUGUCACGAGAUUUCGGACCAGUGUGUGGGAGUCGGUCGAAAAGUACCAGCCUUAGCCUCACGUAUACUAGAAGGAAAUAUUGAAGCACGCUGCGAGACUAUGGAUCAAAUUCAGUUUUCCAUGCGUAUAGCAUGCACUCACGUCCCGC
Molecule: messenger RNA, 750 nt
Organism: Suillus bovinus
Lineage: Eukaryota; Fungi; Basidiomycota; Agaricomycetes; Boletales; Suillaceae
Exons: 3
Coding region: 390-599 (69 amino acids)
Source: RefSeq, a predicted model, not a curated record